This is a messenger RNA of Lachancea thermotolerans CBS 6340, 327 nucleotides long. RefSeq names its product homeodomain mating type protein alpha2 (gene HMLALPHA2). The record is from RefSeq and is a predicted model, not a curated record. Gene Ontology annotation, molecular function: DNA binding. Gene Ontology annotation, biological process: regulation of DNA-templated transcription. The transcript is spliced from 2 exons. Lineage: Eukaryota; Fungi; Ascomycota; Saccharomycetes; Saccharomycetales; Saccharomycetaceae. Bases 1 to 327 code for a protein of 108 amino acids.
AUGUCUCACAUCUCAGUAUCUUCGCUACUUAACCUUCCUGUUUUUCAGGCUUCACACCAAGAGAAAGCCACUAGCCCAAUCACUUCACAGAGUUGUCUUGUGGCUUCUGGGAAACAAAGAAAAUUCAAUGCAACCGCUAAAAAGAGGCUUGAGCGCUGGUUCUGCUCAAACAUUCAAUAUCCAUACCCCAACAAGAUUCAGAUUCUCUCCCUUUCAAAAAACACAAAUCUGUCUAUCAAACAAAUACAAAACUGGAUGUCAAACCGUAGAAGAAAAUCUAGAAAAGAAUCAAUUGACUCCUUGCUUGAGCCCAUACUGAAUUCAUAG